Molecule: messenger RNA, 756 nt
Organism: Ustilago hordei
Lineage: Eukaryota; Fungi; Basidiomycota; Ustilaginomycetes; Ustilaginales; Ustilaginaceae
Exons: 1
Coding region: 1-756 (251 amino acids)
Source: RefSeq, a predicted model, not a curated record
AUGUCAGCCCCCCUCCAGCUCCUGGCGCCACCGCCGACGCUCGAGAGCCUCGCAGCCCACACCUCCCAGUUGUCAGCCGAAAUGCGAUCGUUCUUCGUCUCCUACGAAGAAGAGAAGAUCACCAAGGAGACUGUUCUUGGUAAGUUUAGUGCUUUGGACAUUACCCUCACUGCACUCAAGAACCAGAUCACCGAACUGUCCAGGCUCCAUCUGCAGUUCGACCUGUUCAAAGCCGCAAAUGACGUAGAGUUUGCGAAGGUCAAGACUGUGACGCAGAACAGCCUUGACAGUCUCUCUGAUAGCAUCAAAGCUCUGGGCAACAAGACGAAGCUGUCGAUCGACAAGAUCAACAGUAAGCUGGGCGCUUUCCCCACCCAGUUCACCCAGGCCAUCGAUGACCAUUUUGCUCAGCUCUCCCAACAGAAUGAGCAACGCAUGCAUGAGAUCAUCCAAGAGUACGCUGUCCCUCAGCAGCCUGCUGAGGGUCUGCUCCCCUCUGAUGAAGUGAUGCCCUCGCCGGCCAAGCAAGAGGCCUCCGCCACCGACACACAGGAUGCUGGAGACGUCGGCCUAGCUCAAGUGAUCGAAGACAAGAUCGACUGGUCUGAGGAUCUCAAUGAUGCCACCAAUGACCAUGAGAUCUUCGAUGCCUCCAAGGAUGCCCACAUCCCCAAGUUCUGCCCCUACAAUGACUCCACUGAGGAGACUGCUGGUGAAUGGCUUCAGGAUUUCGUGGAAGUACUGGUCAACGGCUGA